CUCCCUCAUGUACCUACCACCUGUCACUCCUUCUCACCAUUCACCUCCACAUUACGUUGUCGUUUUUAUAGCACCCACGCAUCCCUAGGUCUUUCUAGUUUACAUUUAUUAAAUACACCUCGCCGUAGUUCCUAAGGAAGAAUUGGUGUUUUCCGGAUUUCUUUCAGUUCGAGCUGCAAUUGGCUUCCUUUUUUUCUCUCUCUCCAUUGUAUCUGUCCCCGUUGAAGUUAUUGCUGUGUAUUACUUCCUCUCUGUGCAGUUUUCCUGUCUUUCUGUUGAAAAUAGAGAAAGGAUGAAAUUGUGUGAGUUAUGUAAGGGAUUGGCUAGGAUGUUCUGUGAAUCGGACAACGCGAGUUUGUGUUGGGACUGUGAUGCGAAGGUUCACUCGGCCAACUUUCUGGCAGCGAGGCAUUCUAGGUCUUUGCUAUGCCACGUGUGUCAAUCGCCUACGGCUUGGUCUGCAGCCGGGGCGAAGCUUGGGAAAACUGUCUCCGUAUGCGACACGUGUAGAUGUGUGGAUAGAUGCAACUACCGUAGGGAUCAUGAGGAGGAGAGUGAAAGCGUAAACGAUGAAGAAACUGAUUAUGGAGAUGAAGAGGAAAUUGAUGAUGAAGAGGAAGAUUUACAGGUUGUUCCGUGGUCGUCUACACCACCACCGCCGGCUAGUUCAUCAAGCAGUGAAGAUUCAUUAUAUGUUCGUAGAAAUAAUGUUUCUUCAAAGAGAAUGCGUGAAACUGAUGAUGCGGAUCUUCAUUCAGAUGAUGAUAGAGAAAGUCCACGUCACCGGAAAGUCCAGACAUCGCCGGUUAAGAUUCAGAGAACGGAGGAUCGGCUCACAGCUCCUCGAUGCAUAGAUUUUAUGAGACUCAAUGAUGACUCAAGAACCGUAGAUCUGGAAAGUUCGGACACCUCGUAGCCGUUGGAUUGACUGACCAUUCGUUUCACUUACAUUUACGUCAUUUCUACUUCUUUACUUACCCUUUACCACCCCCCCCCCCCCCCCCCCCCCAAAUCUUGUAGUCGGUGGAUUUAGUAAGAUAGUUUAGGAUAAGAGUUGUUGAUGUGUUCUUGUACUACUAAUCUUCUUAGGGAUAGGAUCGAUCAUUUUGCUAUACUUUUCACUUAUUGUAUGUAAUAUAAUUAUUAGGAUAUAGUACAUACAAUAUUAAGAAGAGGGAAUUAUCUUGUC
Molecule: messenger RNA, 1189 nt
Organism: Lycium barbarum (goji berry)
Lineage: Eukaryota; Viridiplantae; Streptophyta; Magnoliopsida; Solanales; Solanaceae
Product: zinc finger protein CONSTANS-LIKE 4-like
Exons: 2
Coding region: 293-916 (207 amino acids)
Molecular function (GO): zinc ion binding
Source: RefSeq, a predicted model, not a curated record